Molecule: messenger RNA, 981 nt
Organism: Penicillium brevicompactum
Lineage: Eukaryota; Fungi; Ascomycota; Eurotiomycetes; Eurotiales; Aspergillaceae
Product: putative glycosyl transferase family 8 family
Exons: 1
Coding region: 1-981 (326 amino acids)
Biological process (GO): protein N-linked glycosylation
Molecular function (GO): glycosyltransferase activity
Source: RefSeq, a predicted model, not a curated record
AUGUCAUUGUCUACUCUCUCUACUCUCUCCUCACGGAACUUGGUUUCAAGUUUUGUUGCCUUGGCCAUCUUUCUUUGGAUUGCUACCCAUGGCUUCCUUAAACCAACAGAUAUCACCGAGAUCAAUACAAGCAAAUCACCGCGCAAUGCCUUCGCUACAAUUUUGACUUCAACCGGAGAGAAAGGGCUAGAAUCUGCCGAUAACGAAGAGCAUUACCUUCAAGCUGCACGCCUGCUCUCCUUCCAGUUGCUUCGAAACCCACGCACGCGGAAUAGGAAUAAAAUUCCAUUUCUUGUUUUGGUCACGCCGGACGUGCCCCAAAGGAACCGCGACAUUUUGAGCAGAGAGGGGGCCACGGUGAUUCCAUUGGAGGAUUAUGAUGUGGACUGGGCCUCUCAGUCACAAAGUUUGAGCAACCUUCUUGCAAGGCUGAGUUUAUCGAAGCUUGAGCAAUACCACAAAGUUGCUUUUCUGGACGUUGAAACUGUGAUACUUCGUCCUCUUGAUGAAAUCUUUAAAGAUUCAGUCACAACAAUGCGCUCCACUAUUGGCUCCACCUCGAAAUUUCCGAAGAAGUACAUUAUGGCCGCGCCAAAUGACGAUUGGGUAGAUCCGAAAACGCAAAUUUUAUCAAAUCAAGACCGAAUAUUGCCCCAAAAGAGACACAUGAAUACUGGGUUUUUUAUGAUUCACCCUUCGAAAGACCUGUUUGACUACUACAUGAGUCUAGUUCCGAUGCUAGACAAAGAUGAGUCCAACCACCCUGAGGAUGACAUUCUCGAAUAUGCCCACCGAGCAGAUGGGCCAAUGCCAAGGCAGAUUCUCGAGCCUGGAUGGAACUUGAACGAUGCAAGUCAGUCUGAUUAUGAAAAAGGGCUGAGAUCAAUCACAUACAAACGGUGGCGUCCUGUCGAAAACAGCUUUGUGAGCAAUUUGAUUAGGAUGUCUCUCGAUGAAAUGACUGCAUAUUUGAACCAUUGA